AUGUUAAGAUGCAAACAAAGCGAGAUGGAGUGCGCAGACGAGGUACGUAAAACCAAGUACAUCUGUUUCAACGAAGAGUACGAGAUGACGCACGACCCAUGCCUCGUCUACAGCUUUGGUAAAGACGAGGACAACCAGUUUGAGCGAGAUAUGCAAAUGUUUAGCUGCGAGGUACACGCUUUUGAUCACAAGAAGGUGACGGAAGCAGAACAUGUACAGAGGUCAGAGUACUGGCGGGAGCACGCCUGGAACAUAGCAGCCUUUCCCUAUGAUCUGCCUGGGGAAGGUGGUAAGGUAGAGCUGCGCCGCUCUCUUGAUUACAUUGCCACCACACUCAGACACACAGGUCGUCAGAUCAAGUUUCUCAAGAGUGAUUUGGAGGGUCGUGAGUGGAUCCUCCUCCAGCAAGUCAUCACUAGUUUACACACGCUAGAUGUGAGGCAGAUUGGUGUUAGACUCCACAUCUCCAGCGAUGUCAACAAGAAGACCGGUGAAGCUAGACACCAGUACUUUGCAAAGCUCUUUCAGGUGUUCCAGGGUCUUCAGUGCGCGGGUUAUAAGUAUGUGAUGGGUAGAGCAGUAAGGUACUACAAAGGAGUGGUGAGGAUACCUGAGCUAGGUAACACCACCUACUUCCCAGCUUAUGAGAUCAACUGGGCCAAGGUGGUCUAGAAGCUAUCAAUAUUCCCAUGAGAAAAGCUAUCUUACAGCCUCUGCUUCACCCGCUAUGAUGUCAGUACUUCCCGUGUUGUAAGCAUCUUCCAUCAAUAUGCCAAAACCCGUCACAAAGAAUCUGCCUCGACCAUCACCAACCUUCAAGCAUCUGCCUUCGUUACCAGCAUGAUAGCUUUAUUCUUAGGGUAUUUUAUAUGGAUUCAUCCACUAACAAUACAAUCUCGGUAUACAUUCCUUACCACCAAUACCAAUCACAGGAUAUUAGCCAUCACCAACACCCUCACAAUCACUCUCACUAUAUCUGCCACUGGCACUCCUAUAAGAGUCACUAUUAUUCUCGCUAAGACUAUCACCAUAAUCACUUUCUCUGCCUCAUUAAGCUCAAUCUCAGUACAUUUAACAUAAUCACUAUAACCACCACCAUACCAACUCCAAUCUGAGUACUGUUGUCACAAUCACCAUUGCCAUCACCAGGCAUAAUGUCUCAUAAUCAUCACUGUUACCAACACAGCAGUGCAAAUCAUAAUACACUAACCAAAAUUAUUACUUUCAAAAUAGUUACUACCAACAUCAGUCACAAUAGGUCUGUCAUAAUUACAAUCUCAACUACCCCCAAACCAGUCACAAUAACAACGAGAUGCAUUUCAGUCAAUGAGUGAUCCCAGAAAGUCUGCGCCGCAUUGCAUAAUCACAGUCCCCUGAGCUUCCCCGCACAGCAUAACCACAGACCCCUGAGCUUCCCGAUGUAGCAUAAGCACAUUCCUGUGAGCCUCCUCGCGUGGCAUAACAACAGUCCCCUGGCCUUCCCCACGUAGCAUAAGCAGUCUCCUGAGCUUCCCCAUGAAGCAUAAGCACAGUCCCCUGAGCUUCCUUGGGUAGCAUAACAACAGUCAACUGAGCUUCCCCACAUAGCAUAACAACAGUCCCCUGAGCUUCCCCAAGUAGCAUAACAACAGUCCCCUGAGCUUCCCUACGUAGAAUAACCACUGUCCCCUGAGCUUCCCCACGUAACAUUACCACAGUCCCCUGAGCUUCCCCACGUAGCAUAACCACAGUCCCCUGAGCUUCCCUGCGCAACAUAAUCACAGUCCCCUGAGCUUCCCAGCGUUGCAUAAGCACAGUCUCUUGAGCUUUCCCGCGUACUAUAACCACAGUCCCAUGAGCAUCACUAAAUUGCAUAACCACAGUCCCCUGAGCUUCCGCGCAUAGCAUAACCACAGUCCCUUGAGCUUCCCCACGUAGCAUAACCACAAUCCUCUGAGAUUCCCCUCGUAGCAUAACUACAGUCCCACGAGCUUCCCCGUGUAGCAUAACCACAGUCCCUUUAGCUUCUCCACGUAACCAUGACCACAGUCCCCUGAGCUUCCCCACGUAGAAAAACCACAGUCCCCUGAGCUUCCCCACGUAGCAUAAUAACAAUCCUCUGAGCUUCCCCGAGCAGCAUAAAAAUACUCACCUGAGCUUUCCCCCCUUGCACAACCAGAGUCCUUCAACUUCCCAACGUAGCAUAACCACAGUACCCUGAGCUUCCCUGCGAAGCAUUGACAGUCCCCUGAGCUUCCCGGUGUAGCAUAAUCACAGUUCUAUGAGGUUCGUCUCGUAGCAUAACCAGAGUCCCCUGAGCUUCUCCACGAAGCAUAACCACAGUCACCUGACCUUCCUCUUGUACCAUAAUCACAGUCCCUUGAGCUUCCUCGCGUAGCAUAACCACAGUCCCCUGAGCUUCUCAACGAAGCAUAACCACAAUCACCUGACCCUCCCCUUGUACCAUAAUCACAGUCCCUUGAGCUUCCUCGCGUAGCAUAACCACAGUCCCCGGAGCUUCUCAACAAACCAUAACCACAGUUAACCGACCUUCCCCUUGUACCAUAAUCACAGUCCCUUGAGCUUCCUCGUGUAGCAUAACCACAUUCAACUGAGCUUCCCGCGUAGCAUAAACACAGUCCCUUGAGCUUUCCCGCGUUGCAUAACCACAGUCCGAUGACCUUCCCUGCGUUGCAUAAUCACAGUCCCCUGAGCUUCCCCGCGUAGCAUAAUCACAGUCCUCUGAGCUUCCCCGCAUAGUAUAAGCAGUCCCCUGAGUUUCCCUGUGUUGCAUAACCACAGUCCCCUGAGCUUCCCUGCGUUGCAUAACCACAGUCCCCUGAGCUUUGCCAUGUAGCAUAACCACAGUCCCCUGAGCUUCUCAGUGUAGCAUAAUUACUGAACUUUGAGCUUAACCGCGAAGCGUAACCUCAGUACCUUGAGCUUCCCCACAUAGCAUAACCACAGUCCCCUGAGCUUCCCAACGUAGGAUAACCAGAGUCCCCUGAGCUUCUCCACGUAGCAUAACAACAGUCCCUUGAGCUUCCCCGCGUAGCAUAACCACAGUCCCCUGAGCUUCCCCGCGUAGCAUAACCACAGUCACCUGAGCUUCCCCACAUAGCAUAACCAGAGUCCACUGAGCUUCCCCGCGUAGCAUAACCACAGUCCCCUGAGCUUCCCCACGUAGCAUAACCAGAGUCCCCUCAGCUUCCCCGGGUAGCAUAAUCACAGUCCCCUGAGCUUCCACACGUAGAAUAACCACAGUCCCCUGAGCUUUCCAACGUAGCAUAACCGCAGUCCACUGUGCUUCCCCAUGUAGCAUAACCACAGUCCCUUGAGCUUCCUCGCGUAGCAUGACCCCAGUCCCCUUAGCUUCCCUGCGUUCCAUAACCACAGUCCCCUCAGCUUCGCCAAGUAGCAUAACCACAGUCCCCUCAGCUUCGCCAAGUAGCAUAACCACAGUCACCUGAGCUUCCCCACAUAGCAUAAACACAGUCCACUGAGCUUCCCCACGUAGCUUAAAAACAGUCAACUGAGCUUCACCACGUAGCAUAACCACAGUCCCCUGAGCUUCCCUGCAUUACAUAACCACAGUCCCCUGAGCUUCCCCACGUAGCAUAACCACACUCCCCUGAGCUUCCCCACGUAAUAUAACCACAGUCCCCCUAGC
This is a messenger RNA of Cherax quadricarinatus, 3649 nucleotides long. NCBI's taxonomy places the organism in Eukaryota, Metazoa, Arthropoda, Malacostraca, Decapoda, Parastacidae. The record is from RefSeq and is a predicted model, not a curated record.